UUAUAUGGAAAGAAGGUAAAAAUAAAAAAUUAUAUCAUGUCUGAAAGUGGACUGAAAGAAAACCAGGAGUUCUUAGAUAACAUCAUGAACAGCCAGGAGGAUGCUAAAUCCAUAGACCAUGGCAAGUCAUUUGCCAUGGAGCCAACACACGAAUAUGAUCUCGAUAAAGUCAUCUCCCUUGACUUUGGCAUUCUUAAGAGAAUAUUAAUGCAACUUCUUAAUGAAAAACAACAACGGGAUAAUUUUAAAGCCGAUGCUGCCUUUAGAAUAGAUAUCCUUAAGAACAGAGUUGACCAAUUGGUUUGUGAAAAUGAGGAUCGUAAAUAAGGAAUGCACUGAACUCAUUGAAUUUAAGAACUCUGCGGCAGAUCUGUUGGAGAAAAGCAAAAUUAAUGAUAAAGUUCUUGAAAAAUCUAUAGAAAGUACUAAUGCUAAAGUUGCCCAGAUGGAGCAAUAUUUAAAAACAACUGCUGCAGCCACUGGAGGUUUGAACAAAGAUGAGUUCAUUAAACUUCUAGCUUCCAAAGCAGAGAAGGACAUCGAUGAAAAACUCUCGAGAUCUGCCUUUGAAGACCACAGAGACAAUAUGCUAGGCAGACUUAGAGAUAUCACCAAUGAAUCAGAUGAAAUACAGGAAAGAAUGAAGGUGAUCGAGAGGCAGAUGAACAUUCAUAUCAAGAAAGGCAAAGGAGUUGACACCUCAAAGAGACGGCUAACAUCUCAUUCUAUUGCUUCACCCCGUUUCAUAGAAGAACUUCAACAAAAGAUAGAGGGUCUAGAAAGCUUUGUGGACACAUUGAAGAAUAAUUUCAAAAGUUUUGAGAAGGAAGCGAAAUACGAUCUCUCAUCUUUGAAAGUUGAUAAAGCCGAAACUACCUUGGUUGAUAAAAACAUUGCAGAUACUAUGAUGCUUCAGGAAAAAUUUAACAGACUUGACAAACUUUACAAAGCAAAUCAAGAAAAUAUAAUGAAAAAGCUAAGAAUUGUUGAGAAGACCCACAUCCCUCACUUCCAGAAGAAGAUCAGCUACCAUGACGAGGCAAUUGGCCUGAAUAAGGCUUGUAUCAGGAACCUAGAGCUAGAUUCAGGAAGUAGCAAGAAAAAGUUAAAAUUCCUUGAAAAUAAAGAGAUAGAUUUAUCUUCGGUUGAAAUGGUCAACCUCCGAAUUGAAGAACUCACUGAUGCCGUUAAAGUCACAAGAACUGACAUCGCAAGUGUCGCUAAAGAGAUAAGAGAGAUUUUAUAUACCAAGGUUGAUGAUGAAACUCUAACUGAGCUUGAAGACAACAUUUUGGCAAAAAUGAACGACCUCUCUGAAAACAUUAAGAAGAAUUUUUCGAAGAAAACGGAGACUAAAAUUGGAUUCAAAAACAUUAACUCACAGAUCAGAGAUCUAUAUGGAGUAUUGCUAACUAUGCCUAGAGAGAGUGGGAAAGGAGAAGAAGACGAUGCUUUGCUUAGUAAGAUACCUCUUGGAGGAUAUUCCUGAGCUUCAUGUGAUAAAAAGAUCGUUAAUCUCUCAAAAGUUCCCAGUCAAGACUCAGCUUCAUGGAAUCAAAUGCCCUUCAGAGACAAAGGAGAGAGAUUUAGCAAAAUUGGGUCAGGCUUUAAGAGUAUAUUAAAAACUGUCAGAAAAGAGAUGAGCCCGAAUAAUCUUUCAUACAAGGAUAGAAUGAAGAAGCUUGCAGAUAUCAGUGAGUCGAUGUCCCAGUUGAAGUCACCCAAGAUAGAAGUCACUCAGCCUAACCAAGUUUAGAAAAUUUCAAUAUGGAUAA
Messenger RNA from Moneuplotes crassus, 1775 nucleotides. The record is from the annotation of a GenBank genome assembly. NCBI's taxonomy places the organism in Eukaryota, Ciliophora, Spirotrichea, Euplotida, Euplotidae.